AAAUUAUCCUGGGUUUGUCGAUAUGGACGGACCAAAAAUUACAGGGUAAAACCGUCAAUUCAACGUUACAAAAUAGACACGCACAGCAGCACGUACAUCCACGGCGUCGGAGGCCUUAUCCUCUUCAGUUCUUCUGCCCCAUUGUUUUUCUUCCUAGCGUUAUACUAAAAUGGCAACCUUACACUUACACAGCGUCCUACCCAAUCCGACGUCCUUCAAAUCCACCAAGGCCACAACUUCAACUCGGCGCAGGCUCCUAGCGAAUUCGGUCAGGUGCGCCGAGGCAACUCAGGUCACCGGCGAGACCCAGCGAGUCACAGUGAGAAACGGGAACGAUUCCCUGGACAUAUGCCGAGUCCUGAACGGAAUGUGGCAGACGAGCGGUGGUUGGGGAAGAAUCGACCGAGACGACGCCGUCGAGGCCAUGCUUCGCUACGCUGAUGCUGGCCUCUCCACCUUCGACAUGGCCGACCACUAUGGACCGGCUGAAGAUCUAUAUGGCAUCUUUAUCAAUCGAGUUCGUCAGGAGCGUCCACCAGAAUUCUUGGAGAAGGUCAGAGGUCUUACAAAAUGGGUGCCACCACCUGUUAAGAUGACAAGUAGUUACGUAAGGGACAGUAUAAAUGUUUCACGGAAGAGAAUGGAUGUGGCUUCCUUGGACAUGCUUCAGUUUCAUUGGUGGGAUUAUGCAAAUACCGGUUACCUUGACGCACUAAAACACCUCACAGAUUUGAAAGAAGAAGGUAAAAUUAAGACCGUUGCCUUGACAAACUUCGACACAGAGAGACUACAGAUAAUCCUGGAAAAUGAGAUUCCUGUUGUCAGCAAUCAGGUCCAACAUUCAAUUGUUGAUAUGCGUCCUCAACAGAAAAUGGCAGAGCUUUGUCACCUUACAGGAGUCAAACUCAUAACGUAUGGGACAGUAAUGGGUGGUCUAUUAUCUGAAAAGUUCCUUGAUACCAACUUAAACAUUCCCUUUGCUGGGCCUCCACUAAAUACUCCCUCACUCCAGAAGUACAAACGGAUGGUCGAUGCCUGGGGAGGAUGGAGUCUCUUUCAAGCUCUGCUUCAGACACUCAAAGGAAUUGCUUCAAAACAUGGAGCCACAAUCCCCAAUGUUGCCGUGAAAUACAUAUUAGAUCAGCAAGCUGUGGCAGGAUCGAUGAUAGGUGUUAGACUUGGGUUGUCAGAACACAUCCAAGACUCCAAUGCUGUGUUUUCACUUGCUCUUGAUGAGGAUGAUAUAAGCAGUAUACAAGAAGUCACAAAGAAAGGGAAGAAUCUUCUUAAAGUGAUUGGUGACUGCGGAGAUGAAUACAGGCGUGCAUGAAAUUUUCACUCCAAUGAUCUUGUCGUACUUUUCUAUACAGCACCGGGACCAAAACAAACUUUUUUUCUUUCGUUAGAGUAUUGGUGCAUUUAUAUACAAUUGUCAUUGAACAUGAAUAUGUAACUAUGUAAAACAAAAGGUUUGUGAACUAUUUUGGGUAUCCAAGGCAUCUAGUUCCAGAAA
Molecule: messenger RNA, 1513 nt
Organism: Prunus dulcis (almond)
Lineage: Eukaryota; Viridiplantae; Streptophyta; Magnoliopsida; Rosales; Rosaceae
Product: flagellar radial spoke protein 5
Exons: 9
Coding region: 170-1330 (386 amino acids)
Source: RefSeq, a predicted model, not a curated record